GGUAAUUAACCUGUAUUUUCAUAGUAAUAUGCACCAUUGUCAUUGUGUAUAUAUUUGUAAUAGGUAGUUAUUUUGUUAUAAUAGUGAAUGUCCAGUGAAAGUGUUUACCUAGUUGAGUGGUUUGAGCCAAUAUCCCCAUUUGGGCUAAUUUAGGCCAAUUGGUAGGCUUAUUUAAGAGGGGUAGCUCAGUUCCCCUGGAGAGCAAAGAGAGAGCAGCUCUCCUGUUGUGAGGUAGAGACUUACUGUAGCUUUAUGCUCUGCAAUUGUUGAUAAUUGGAAUACUGAACUGGAAUACGGAACUUAUUUUUGUUUUGUUUGUUUGAAAGUGUUUUUUUGUUAAAUAAUAGCCGAUUGCUAUUCCUGCAAGUUUUUCUUUUGGUUAUUUAAUAAAUAGAAAUUGCACGCUGAAAACCUCUCCUGCACCUCCUUUUCCACCUACAACCCCAAGCUCACAUCCCAAUUGGUGGGCUUUCUGCCUCGGUCGCUCACAUUUGGUGGCAGCGGUGGGAUGUGUAGCGCCGCCUGAGAAACUGGAUAAGAGAGGUGGAAAACGAGGACGAGGUGGAAAACGUGGACGGGGUGUCAAACCAAGCCAUACUUGGCAGAGGAUGGCGUUCCGGCGGCUAGUACGAGCUGGCCAGGGGGAGCUCCCACAGGGGGAGGAGGAGACGCUAGAGGCAGCAUUAGGAGCAACAGUGUCUGGGCAGCCAGAUGAAGAGGUGCCAGCAGAGACUGACCUGGCCGGAUUGUAUGCGCUGUUGCAGAAAUCCUUGAAGUCCCAUGAGCGAGAGUUUUUUAAGCAGGAACAGCGCUGGCGAAGUGUGCAGGUCCAGUUAAACCAGCUCCGCGAUGACUUUGAUGAAAGCCGUCAGCCACAAGCGCCACUGCCUGCUCAGCCACAAGCGCCACUGCCUUCUCAGCCACAAGCGCCACUGCCUGCUCAGCCACCAGCGCCACCGCCGCAGCUACCAGCGCCAUCGCCGCCGCAACCAGCACCACUGCCUGCUCAGCCGCCAGCUUCACCGGCACCGCCAGCAAAUCCAGCCGCUCCAGUAGCAUGGUCGCGUGCUGCUGUGCCCAAGUUUGAAGAAGGGGAAGAUAUCGAGCAGUAUCUAACUACGUUUGAACGGCUUGCGACUGCCUACCGGUGGCCAGGGGAGGACUGGGCCGUGUACUUAGUGCCGUACCUGAGUGGCAAAGCCCGCAGUGCUUAUGUGGCCAUGGACAUGAAUGACUCAAUGGAUUAUCACAAGGUAAAAGAGGCAAUCCUGGGAAAGUACGAAAUAAAUGAAGAAGUCUACCGGAGAAGGUUUCGGGAGCCAGAUGCCAGGCCUGGGGAGUCCCCCAAAGAACUGUACCAGCGUCUGAAGGAUUUAUUUCGUAAAUGGAUUAGACCGGAGGACAAGACGGUUGAAGAAAUAGGAGAAGCCCUCAUCUUGGAACAGUUUUUUCGUACUCUGUCUCCUGAUGUCAGAGUGUGGGUGAAAGAGCACAACCCACGGACUGGCCAGCAGGCUGCAGAACUGGUGGAGAACUUUGUCGCUGCCCGCAGAGGUCCAAAGAACUUCCGAAGUGAGACCAGUUCCAGGCCCCUGACCCGUGGUAGGUAGGAUGGGGGAUAAAAGUUCUUACAUGCCCCCUAGACAUGCCACUUUCCCCAAAGAACGCCCACCAGAGCGCUCAC
Messenger RNA from Alosa sapidissima (American shad), 1684 nucleotides. RefSeq lists its product as uncharacterized. The transcript is spliced from 2 exons. The record is from RefSeq and is a predicted model, not a curated record. NCBI's taxonomy places the organism in Eukaryota, Metazoa, Chordata, Actinopteri, Clupeiformes, Clupeidae. Bases 609 to 1610 code for a protein of 333 amino acids.